Porites lobata is the source of this 2571-nucleotide messenger RNA. NCBI's taxonomy places the organism in Eukaryota, Metazoa, Cnidaria, Anthozoa, Scleractinia, Poritidae. The record is from the annotation of a GenBank genome assembly.
GGUCGAGAUGGCAGAGAUGGAAUACCAGGACCUCCUGGGCCAGCUGGGAAACCAGGCCCUGCGGGUUAGUUGAUUUUUCUCAUUGUUAAUCUGUGGUAUUAGUCUUGUGUAAGGUUUGAUUAAGGGGGAGAGGAGAAGGCCUUAGAGCUAUUGGACGUCGCACCUUUGACUUCACAGCGGAAAAGCUCUCUAUCAAGUGCCAAUAUCUUCCAACUUCUGUUAAUUACAUGUCGAAAACAUCCCGUAUGUCCCUUUCCCAUUGCCUUCUUUGUCUUCCUCUUUCUCUUGUCGCAUCUAUCUUUCCUUCCAAGCCCUCACGUCUUUUCAAAUGGCCAAAAUACUUCAGCUUUUGUUUCUUUAUAAAGAUGUCUAACCAUUGAUCUUCCGCUUUGAGAUCCUCCCUAAUUCACUUAUUUGUUCUGUACUCCGUCCAUAAUAUUUUUUUUAAUUUUCUAUAGCACUUCAUUUAACGAACGUAAAAUAACUUUUUUUGGAAGAUAUUUUAAUUUAGAUAUGAUAGAGGACUAAUAAACGUCUGGUUUUAUUUCCCGUCAGGAAGGGAUGGAAGAGAUGGACGACAGGGUCCCCCUGGACCUCAAGGACUUGCUGGACCAAGAGGUGAUAAGCAUCUUUAAAAUUUUUGCCAUUAGCAUUUUAUUAUAAACAUAAUCCAAGGUGCUUUCAGCAUUGCUUAUCAUAGCCACAGGAAGCAUGCAUGUCACGUUAAACCUAUCAAGUAAAUGGCCUAACUCGCCGUUAGUCUCUUUAACUACGUCACUAGAACAUUCGACAGAAUUCAGCUGGCUUUUAGAACUUCUCUUUUCCCAGUUUCUCGUCAUGAAAUGUUGAACAAUUCAUUUUUUGUAUUUACCAUAGGAAAAACUGGUAAAAAAGGAAAUGAUGGCGCUCAGGGUCCCCCCGGACAAACAGGAGAGAAGGGAGACAAAGGAAACGGAGUGUCUGGUGUAAACUACGUCCGCUGGGGCCGAACCGAAUGCCCUGGAAAUGCAACAUUAGUGUACAGUGGUAAGAAAGAAAUUAUUUGACUUUCUGUAUUGAAAUUUUACUUAUUACGAUUAAUUGCAACUGGAAUUUAUGUGCCUCAGAAUAGACAAGGAUGAACAUAAUAACUUCGCUUGUCAACAAUAGAUGCAGGGGUCUGAUAUUGUUGUGGAAAAGCUGAUUUUGAUUUAAUUGUUUAAUUACAUAGAUAGGUUGAUUCUAAUUACAUAAUAUUUGCCAGAAAGGAGUGCAAUUUUAACUGCUUUAACGCUGUAAUAUAUCCUUUUGUUCCAUGAUUAUUUAAAUCGUAUAAUGGUAACGAAUUUUCUCGUAGUCAACAGAGGAGUAAGGAAGUCAGGACGUGCCUGACGAAAUAUUGCAAAUGAAAUAUACAUGCAUUCUCAUGCAGGCCGCGUUGCCCUUUUGUAUGCUCUAUACUAUUUUCCUCUUCCAAAGUGUAAUAAUAGGUACGCACUGCCCACCGAUUGCUGGGGUAAGCCUUCUUAUCAAUAAACAUUAGUUAGAAUAGUGAUUCUCCUACGUUAUUUCGCCAUGUAAGGUAAUUUGGAUUCCGGAUCGCGCGCGUGAAAUCCGGCAAAUCUUUGUCGGUGAAAUCUGGAAUCCGGCAAAUUUCACUGGUAAAAUCCAGAAUCUAGGGAAUUCAGCUCCAGGAAUCCGAGCUCCCGCUUACGAUUGGAAAUCGAAAUCCAGUUUCCACUGACAAGAAAUCCGGAAUCCAGUAGAGUGGAACCUCGAUAUAAUGAAGGGCCAAGGGACUGGCAAAACAGGUUCACUGAAACGAGGUUUCGUUAUAUCGAGGUUUUCUUCCAUAUAUUUUACUAUUAAUGGGGUUAAAAAAAAUUGUUCGUUAUAAAGAGUACUUCCUUAUAUGGAGGUUCGUUAUAUUGAGGUUCCACUGUACCUGGAAUCCAGUAAUCACUGCAUGGAAUCCAGAAUCCAAGAAGUCUUGGAUUACGUAUAUCGUGGGGAGAGUUUUUGCUGUAGCCAUUAGGAUAGGUGACACAAAUUCAGAUGGAAGUAUCGCUUCUGAAAAUGCAAGUACAAAUUUAUCUAACUCAUUUUUUAGGGAUGAUGGGAGGCGAAAACCACAAUCACCAAGGUGGUGGAGCGAAUUACCUUUGCCUUCCACCCAAACCAAAGUACGACAAGUACAACGACGGCAAUCAAAACUCAGGAUAUGUGUAUGGCACUGAAUAUGAGAUUAAUGAUUACAGUGGGUCUGUUUUGAAGAGCAAUCUUCAUGAUCACGAGGCGCCUUGUGCUGUCUGCUUUGUCAAGUCACGUGGCUCAAUGCUGAUGAUCCCUGCACAGAAUGACUGUCCAUAUGGAUGGACCGAGGAGUAUCAUGGGUACCUGAUGACUGCAUAUUACGAUCAUGCGAACCAAAAGGAUUACGUCUGUGUCGACAAAGACCCAGAGUAUGUUCUAGGGAGCAUGGAAAGCAAGGAUGGUGCUUUGCUGUACCACGUGGAAGGACAAUGUGGCUCUCUUCCGUGUCUUCCAUAUGUUAAUCAUCGAGAGCUGACAUGCGCUGUUUGCACCAAGUGA